This is a messenger RNA of Sardina pilchardus (European sardine), 1860 nucleotides long. It is a transcript of the gene atg3, whose product is annotated as autophagy related 3. The record is from RefSeq and is a predicted model, not a curated record. Bases 116 to 1072 code for a protein of 318 amino acids. Gene Ontology annotation, cellular component: cytosol; phagophore assembly site. Gene Ontology annotation, biological process: autophagosome assembly; nucleophagy; autophagy of mitochondrion. The transcript has 12 exons. NCBI's taxonomy places the organism in Eukaryota, Metazoa, Chordata, Actinopteri, Clupeiformes, Clupeidae. Gene Ontology annotation, molecular function: Atg8-family ligase activity.
CAUGUGAUCUGAUGCUGACAAAGUCACUACACUCUGGCGAAACAUCUGAAAGAGCUUAAUGAUUUGUGUGGGGAAAGAUUAAGGCAUAUUUUGUGAAGAAAAGUUUGCAGCCAACAUGCAGAAUGUAAUCAAUUCCGUGAAAGGAACAGCACUUGGAGUGGCUGAGUUUCUAACACCCGUGCUGAAGGAAUCGAAAUUUAAAGAAACGGGCGUCAUUACUCCGGAGGAGUUCGUGGCUGCAGGUGAUCACUUGGUCCACCACUGCCCUACAUGGAAAUGGGCGUCAGGAGAGGAAGCAAAAGUGAAGCCCUACUUGCCACAGGACAAGCAGUUCUUAUUAACUCGUAAUGUGCCAUGCUACAAGCGCUGCAAGCAGAUGGAGUACUCUGACGAGCUGGAGGCUAUUAUAGAGGAGGACGACGGCGAUGGAGGAUGGGUGGACACCUACCACAACUCCGGGGUGACUGGAGUAACGGAAGCUGUUCAAGAAAUCUCGCUUGAUAAUAAAGACAGCAUGAACAUGAAUGUGAAGAUGGGUGCUGGUGGAAAUGAUGGCGAUGAAGACGAUGAGGAAGAGGAAGGUGAAGCCGCAGACAUGGAAGAGUAUGAAGAGAGCGGGCUAUUAGAAAACGAUGAGGCUACUCUUGACACUAGGAAAUUGGUAGAAGCCACCAAAUCAAAAAUGGAGGCAAGCGGCGACGAUGCCAUUUUGCAAACUCGGACGUAUGACCUCUACAUCACAUACGACAAAUACUACCAAACGCCCAGACUGUGGCUAUUUGGAUAUGACGAGGACCGGCAGCCACUCACAGUGGACCAGAUGUAUGAGGACAUCAGCCAGGACCAUGUGAAGAAGACGGUCACCAUCGAGAACCACCCUCAUCUCCCACCUCCGGCCAUGUGCUCCGUGCACCCCUGCAGACAUGCGGAAGUGAUGAAAAAAAUCAUUGAAACGGUUGCAGAAGGAGGAGGAGAGCUGGGAGUUCACAUGUAUCUUUUGAUCUUCCUGAAAUUCGUCCAAGCUGUCAUUCCCACCAUAGAGUAUGACUACACAAGACACUUCACCAUGUAAACCCAAGUUGUACUUCGCAUACUCUCAAUUCUUUGGUUGUGUUCUUCUGGCGAGCUCUAACCAUAGCAACAGACGGAACUGGAACGAACAGCAGAAUGUGAGACGUUCCAAAACAGAAUGGAAGCUGUUCCACUGCAUCUUUGCAUGUGCAGUGUGAAUCUCAAGUGCUGAGUGAUGACGCGUUGCUCAUCUACUAAAACAUCUGUACCAACAGUAAAUGCACUCUGUGGUGGCCCAUCCUGCGGUGUACUCAUCUGUAAUAUCUGUAUGUAAAAGCUAUGUUCGCAAAUGCCUUGCUCUGCUCUAAACAAAUGUAGACACUAAAAUGGUCAUGUAUCUGUCAAAACGCCAUUCUGAUAUUUUUAAAAAAUAAAUUGAAUAAAUCUUCAAAAAUCUAUAUGUAAUGUACCUGAAAGCUGUCGUUUGUUUUUGUUCAUCAUGAGGCUGUCCUCGUGUGCCCCCUUAUAGUUGCCUAUUUUUACCAACCGACCCCCAAAGACUAGUUGGCACACUUACCCAGUGUGUGCAUACAUAUAUGACCUGUUUUGGAUACCUUCCUGCAAAGAGAUCCUUGUUGCAGAUUCCAGCAACAACCACAUUUUUUUUUAUUACUAUUAUUAUUAUUUCUUUUGCAUUUUCAUGUUUCCCCCAUUUCUUUCAUCUGCAGUGUCCGCUUGUUUGUUAUGUUAAACCUUUUAGAUCACGUGGAAUUGAGUCCCUGUUUGUCUCUCAUCAAAGCUCAUUUUGAAAUAAUGUUUGUUUAUAAAUAAAACAAGAUAAAUAUGCAA